CCUGUUAAAAAGAAUCGUUGAAAUUCAUUAGUUUUACUGCAGAAUUUAACAGAGGCUUCAGGGGCAGAAUGUAUGGCAAGUACAGUCGACAGGCUUUGCUAGCCAUCGGCAGUAGCAAGCUUUGCCGCGUUUUGGAUAUUGCACAAAUAGAGACAAUAAAGGAGUUAAGAAUACUCCGCAAGCAUUCGAUCAGAUCGGACUUUAUUGCUACUCCUCCCCCAAAAAAUGGGCUCCGAAAGCGGUGCGCAGAGGAGGAAAAGGGGGUCAAGCGCGGAGGUACCCGGGCUAGGCCAGCGGCUAGUCCAACUCGCCCAGUCAUGCCAUCCAUCACCCUGGCUAAUGUACGAUCUGAGGGCAUUCAAAUGGCCAAGGCUCCAGUCAAGAAAGUGGUUAAUGGCAACGCUCCAGUCCAGACCAGUACAGUGGUUAAGGGUAAAGCCCGAUUUAAGACCAAAACAGUGGUUAAAGGUAAAGCCACAGUCAACACGAGGACAGUGGUUGAAAAAAAAGCCCCAGUCAAGACCAAUACAAAGUCGUCUUCCGGAAAUAAAAAUGAUCACUUUUGUGUUCUGUGUGGCGAAAGUUAUUCAACAAAGGACGGCCAUACCCAUAUGCAAAGUUACCUGCAUCAUCGGGAGUUUAAGAUUGCUUUGGGCAGGGAUAUCAGCCACUGGUGUCAAGCUUGCCAGACGUCUUCCAUUGACCUAUCUGCAUAUGCCAAGCAUGUCGACACACCUGAACACAAACGUAAAUUUAAUCUAUUGAGGCUUUGUGUAAAGCCCAUUGCUUUAUCAAAGAUACUGAGCCCGGAGGACUACAAAAUAGUUGUUGAAAGAAACCAAAACCUAAAGAGUCUACGGAAAAAAACGAGAAAUAGGCAAAAAAAGAAAGUGCUUCAAGAAAGGAAUUUAAGAAGUACAUGUCAACAAAACAAACAUAUCAAGAAAGAGGCCUUACUGGGAACGUUGGGACAGCCAGCGGGGUCGAGCGGAAGUGGGGUGGAGCUGGUUCAAAACAAGCGGCAGGCUGAAGAGCUGGACUUCACCAGUGACGAUGUCUAUCAAUCGGGAGCCACGCUGUUCGAACAAGAGCCGGUCAGGACGACCACAUCUCCUCAGCCAAGUCCAGGGCCAAACCCAGCAGGUUCAGCCCCUCCUGCCUCGCCAGGCGCCCCGCACAAUACCGAUGUCGGCGUCAUGCUACGCCUAAUCCGGAGGGCGCUCGGCACGCCGACGGCGCACACGGUAGACUCUGGGAGUGGGGUAACGCAGAAAAGAUCAAUCAAGCAGGAGACGUCUCAGAUGGUUGCCGGGAAGAGGCAGCAAAGGAAGAAAGGCAUAGGAAUCCCCAGGUUGGGCGUUGAUCAGGAGAAUCCACCGCUGUGCCCAGUAGACUUUACAGAGGACGAACACCUAUACUGGGACUCUUACAGCGCGAGGUCAGACAACGGCCAGGGCAACCCGGCUAGGGUGUCGGUCAAGGGGGAACCGGGGGAGCUGGACACAAGCCCCCCGGAGAGGAGGAAACGUAAAGGGGAUGACGGCCUUUCCAGUACGGACAGGAGUAGAAAGAAGAGGAUGAGCAAAUCAGACAAGGGCACCGAGGAGGUGGGCCAGCUGCUGACGGUGUCCCUGCGGGAGGAGGAUGUGUGCAGGGCCCUGGAGGAGCUGGACCGCUCUCUGGUCCAGGCCCGCAACGCCCUGCAGGCCACGUACGCAGAGGUCCAGCGACUCCUGGCCCUCAGGCUGCAGUUCUCUACUGAGGUCAGCGGCCUAAGGGCGAAGCGUAUUGAGAUCCUGCACGGCAUGCAAGGUUCCUCUGGGCCAUCUACUGCAGCAGACCCCGCCGCCCCCUCCAUGCCCCCCAGCCGCUCUCCCCACUCCCCCUUCGCCUGCCUCCCUGCCCCCUCCCCCCUGUUGCAGCUGUCCGCCGCCGCCUCACCGCUGUCCGCCGCCCAGCUUUACCCGGCCUCCGCCCCCCCGUCGCCGGGGGCCCCGCUGAAGCAGGAGCGCGGAGAUCCACCCCAGGCGGCUCCGCUCCUCGUCCACCCCUCCCUCCUGCUGCGGCACAUGCCCCCCAGGCCCGAGGCCCAGCCCACCGCCGAGAGCGCCACCAACACGGCCCCCGCACCGCCGCUCGCCGCCGUGAAGCUGAGUAGCAGCCCGCCGCUAGCCCCCAAAAGGGAGCCGGAGGAGGAAGAGGAGGAGAGCGACGACAGCGACGACAGCGAAGGCUCGUUGGUGAUCAUGGAGCCCCGCACGGAUGACAUCAUUCACAUCGACGAAUCGGACAGCGAUGUUUCACCCAAGAAGACCCCCCCUGCCCCCGACAGGGAGAACCGGGCUCCCCUUCAGCCCACAGCAACCAGCACCCAGGGGGCCACGGUGAAGGAGCUCACCUCGGUUCCUAUGACGACAUCCGAGCCCGACCAGGGGCCUCCACAGGUGCCACUGGCCCUGGGGCCCUUCCAGAACCACGCGGGCCCCGUCCACGACCUGCAGAUCUAUGGCGGGCGGCUCUACUCCUGCUCCGGAGACAACACGGCACGGGCCUAUUGCCUCGUGACCAAAGAGUGCCAGGGGGUGUUUGAGGGCCACAGCAGCACCAUCAACUGCCUGCUGGUGGCACCGUUGGCCCCGGGCACGCUGGCCCGUCUCUUCACGGGCUCCAGCGACAAGACGGUGCGCUGCUUCAGCAUCAAGUCUCAGAAGUGCCUGGACCAGGUCUCCUUCCCCGACAGGGUGCUGUGCCUGCAUAUAAGCUGGGGUAUUCUCUACGUGGGGCUGGCCAAUGGCUCUGUAGUAAGCCUCCACCUGAAGACCCUGAAGGAGCUGGACGUGUUGGAGUGCCACGGGCCGCGGGGCGUGAGCUGCCUGGGCACGUCCCAGGAGGGGGCGCGCCGCGUGCUGCUGGUGGGCUCCUACGACAGCACCAUCAGCGUGCGCGACGCCAAGAGCGGCCUGAUGCUGCGCACGCUGCAGGGCCAUACCAAGACGGUGCUCUGCAUGAAGGUGGUCAACGACCUGGUGUUCAGCGGCUCCAGCGACACGGGCGUCCACGCCCACAACAUCCACACCGGUGAGUUGGUGCGCAUCUACAAAGGCCACAGCCACUCCGUCACCUCCAUCAUCAUCCUGGGUAAAGUCAUGGUGACGGCCUGUCUGGACAAGCUUUUGCGCGUCUACGAGCUGCAGUCCCAUGACCGCCUGCAGGUGUACGGGGGCCACAGCGACAUGGUGAUGUGUAUGGCCAUCCAUAAGAGCGUGAUCUACUCCGGCUGCUACGACGGGAGCAUUCAGGCGUCGAAGCUUAACCUGAUGAAGAACUACCGCUGCUGGUGGCACGGCUGCUCCUUGAUCUUCGGUGUGGAAGAGCAUCUCACGCAGCACCUGCUGAGGGAUCACAGCAACGCCCACCUCGCCACGGUCGCCUGCCGCUGGAGGGGCUGUGACGCCUUCUUCCCCACGCAGGACGCAGUGCAGCAGAAGCUGCCUACACACGUGCAGAGCCACGUUGAGGAGGACAGCCAGCUGAAUAUUUGACGCAUGAGAUAAGAUCUUUCUUUGGAAGCAGUAUUUAUCGUUUGAGUUGGACGAUUCCUCCAUGUGUUUACUGGCAUUGAACCUGUAUAGCUGAAGCUAGUUUUUUAAUUUCACAGAGCAAAGAUGUCUAUUUAGACCAAUAUCCAAGCUAUGAUGAAACCUCAGGCAAUGCAACCAGUUACAUAAUAAGUCAAUAUUGACAAAAAUGGUGUUUGUACUCGUUGUUUGAUUUAUUUACAUUCAGAUUGGCAGCAAAAUGUGAAUUGAAGGUUUUUUUAAAUUUAUUUUACAUCUGCAAUUUCAAAAAAGAUCAUACACGACGAGUCAAUAAAUGCCUCAUUUGAGUUGAAUAUGUUA
Messenger RNA from Gadus macrocephalus (Pacific cod), 3899 nucleotides. Its product is annotated as zinc finger protein 106-like. Gene Ontology annotation, molecular function: RNA binding; SH3 domain binding. The transcript has 21 exons. Gene Ontology annotation, cellular component: cytosol; membrane. The record is from RefSeq and is a predicted model, not a curated record. NCBI's taxonomy places the organism in Eukaryota, Metazoa, Chordata, Actinopteri, Gadiformes, Gadidae. The coding region runs from base 69 to 3542 and encodes 1157 amino acids.